CUUUUCUGAGAAUGUCUCUCACACCCUUGCUAGGCCAUGCAACAAUCAUCUUCACAUAGGCCAAUUAUGCGGCUAUGAUGGCCAGAUGCAACUCGCAGAUGCAUGGGAUAGCAUGUAUGUCAGGGCCUGCCGCUGAUGAUCAUUCGUCAAAGAAGUCAAUACUCCAGUCGGAGCGCUUAGCACCCAUCUUCGAAAGGGACCUUUCAGAUGUGAACUUCUCCCGUUAAACACUUCCAUUGCCCUUCACCUUUACUGUUUUUCUUGCCCCUUGCCUGUACUGCCAUCCCCUCGCUGUGUUAUAUGCGAUGUCUUCUACUCAUAAACUAAAUUUCUCGGACAACGCAUAUCAGGAAUUCAUGUCUUGGAAUCUGUCUCCGGAGAUCCCAGAUUCUUUAGGUUUCUCUGGAGGUCCAACUUCGUUCGGUUUCCCACCUUUGUUUAAUUCCCCAGCUUUCGUUGAUCCCCAAGCUUUGUUUAAUGACCCAGCUUCGUUUGAUCCUUCAACUCUAUCGAAUGCUGCAGCUCCAUUGAAUGCUGCAGCUCCAUUGAAUGCUGCAGCUCUAUCAAAUGCUGCAGCUUCAUCAAAUGCUGCAGCUUCAUCGAAUGCCGCAGCUCUAUCGAAUGCUGAAGCUCCAUCGAAUGCUGCAGCUCCAUCGAAUGCUGAAGCUCCAUCGAAUGCUGCAGCUCCAUCGAAUGCUGCAUUAAGUGCUGCAACUCCAUCGAAUGCCGCAGCUCUAUUGAAUGCUGCAGCUCCAUCAAAUGCUGCAGCUUCAUCGAAGCGCCCAUUCAAGGGUCCAGCUCCGUCGAAGCGCCCAUUGAAGCGCCCAGCUCUAUUGAAGGACCCAGCUCUAUCGGAGGACUCAUCAAAGGACCCAGCUCUAACAAAGGGUCUAUCAAAAGACCCAGCUCCAGCAAAGGGUCCAGCUCCAUCAGAGCAUCUAGCUCCGCCGAAGGACCCAGCUCCGGCAAAGGACCCAGCUCCGGCAAAGGACCCAGCUCCGGCAAAGCGCCUAGAUCAACAAGUUGUAUCCAAUUUCAUAACCUCGUUGAAUCAAAUUCUAGUUUCGUGUAAUCGGACUGUCCUCGAGUUGAAGAUUACAUCAUAUCCUGAAGAUACCCAGGCGACGGUUGCGAGAACAAUAAUGUCUCCGGACAUGCAGGACUUUAGUCUUAACACUGCCACCCAACUCGAUACUUCUAGCGCGGAUGAGGUGACUGAUGGACCCAUAAGGGAACCUGUAUUCAGAUGUGACCGGCUCAUUGCAGAGGAAAAGCGUUGCAAGUCAACUUUCAAAACGUCCGCACAUCUGAAGAUGCACAUUGGAGUGCAUGAUGGCAAGGGUCAUAUCUGUAUGAUUUGCGGGAAACGCUUUACCCGUAGAUAUCACUACGAAAAGCACUACAGCACACACGUCGAAGAUUCGGGAAAGCUUGGUCGUAACGAUACAAUGCCACUUGAGAAGGUGGAGAGUUAUAUAGCAGAUGAUCCAGCAUUGAUCAAAAAGCUACGAUCAAAACAUGCGCAGUAGUAUUACUGUAGGGUAAGCUUCAACCAGGUUGUUUAGUUUUAGUUGUAAU
Molecule: messenger RNA, 1578 nt
Organism: Aaosphaeria arxii CBS 175.79
Lineage: Eukaryota; Fungi; Ascomycota; Dothideomycetes; Pleosporales
Exons: 2
Coding region: 306-1529 (407 amino acids)
Biological process (GO): regulation of transcription by RNA polymerase II
Cellular component (GO): nucleus
Molecular function (GO): DNA-binding transcription factor activity, RNA polymerase II-specific; RNA polymerase II cis-regulatory region sequence-specific DNA binding
Source: RefSeq, a predicted model, not a curated record